AUGGUGCCAGAUGAUUUUGAGUUUGAGAGAACGUUGGGAACCGGUGCUUUUAGUAAAGUAUUGGUUGCACGUUAUAUUCCAACUGGUGUGCGGUAUGCUGUGAAACUUAUUUCAAAGCGACAAAUUCUUACUGCACCAUCAGACGAAGAAAGGAAUCGUAUGGCUGAAGUAGCACGAAGAGAAACACGUAUGCUUUUGAUGUGUAAUCACCCCAAUAUUAUUCGUUUUCUUGCUUCUAUGCAAACAUCUGAUGACCUUAUGUACGUUACCGAAUUAUGUGAUGGAGGUGAAUUACUUCACGCAAUAAAGUUGCGUCAAAAAAUUCCUCUUGAUGCGGCACGUUAUGUUUUAGCAGAACUUUUUUCCGCCGUCUGGUAUUUGCAUCAUGCACCUAAGCAAUCUCUUCCAAUUGUUCCCAAUGCUCCUCUUAGACCUAUUACAAUUCUCCAUCGAGAUAUUAAACCAGAAAAUAUUAUGCUUAUGAGUAAUAAACACAUAAAGCUUAUUGAUUUUGGUACUGCAGUGGUUUGUCAGUCUGUAGAUGAACGUCCAGAAGGAGAACAAAGUAAUAAGGGUAGGGCCCAAACAUUUUGUGGAACAACUCAUUAUAUGUCUCCUGAACUGUUGCAAGAUAACUAUACUUGCACGGCAUCUGAUUAUUGGGCGUGUGGUUGUGUAUUAUAUCAUAUGUUGGUGGGAAAGCGACCUUUUGAGGAACCCACAGAAUAUCUACUUAUAAAGAGUAUUCUUGAAGAAGAACCUCAAUAUCCUGAGGAUAUGUGUAAUGACGCUAAAGAUCUCAUAUCAAAACUUCUCGAAAAAAAUCCCAAAAAACGACCUAGUAGAGAUGAGGUACAUAAGCAUCCUUUUUUUGCUGGUAUUGACUUUGAGGCUCUUACAACAACUAAUGUAGAACAAUUUUGGAUCAGGAAAACAGAAUGGGUGGAUGAUUCAACGGUUAACAAUUGUAAAAAUUGUGGAUCUGCUUUUAGGUUUUGGAGAAGAAGACAUCACUGCCGAAUGUGUGGGAACGUAUUCUGCCAUGCUUGUUCAUCCAAGACAUGCUUGAUACCAGAAUCUACAUUUACUGAACCCGAAAGGGUCUGUGAUAAUUGCUAUAAUGAAAUUGAAGAUGCCUAA
This is a messenger RNA of Trypanosoma theileri, 1140 nucleotides long. Its product is annotated as protein kinase. Gene Ontology annotation, molecular function: metal ion binding; protein serine/threonine kinase activity; ATP binding. The transcript has a single exon. NCBI's taxonomy places the organism in Eukaryota, Euglenozoa, Kinetoplastea, Trypanosomatida, Trypanosomatidae. The coding region runs from base 1 to 1140 and encodes 379 amino acids. Gene Ontology annotation, biological process: peptidyl-serine phosphorylation; intracellular signal transduction. The record is from RefSeq and is a predicted model, not a curated record.